UAUAAGUUACAUAAUUCCCCACUAAUCACCCAAUUAAUAACUUUUAAUCGUUUUAACCAAAACAAUGCAUCAAUUUACUAUUUAAGAAGAUAAAAUCCGUGCUGCAACAUCAUUACGGUCUGCUGUUUUAUACCAUGAAAUCGGUUGUUUUUUUAUUGAUGUUGACGUGGUUGGGGUGGUCAGUCGGUAGUCAACUGGAUUGCCGUUGUUGGCCCGACUGGAAACCAGUGCUAACCGAGGAGGGAGAUUGGAUUUGCAAAGAUGCCAAUUUGGAUAAGACUUUUCAUUGUAACAUCGAUGUUCCACCCAAGUGUGUUUGUAAGGAUAAAGGCGUAGAAGUGCAACUGCCCCUAGGGGAGAUCAACUGCGUGGGCGACAUCCAGAAAACCUACGACAACAUCAAUUGUAACAGCAAUCCAGAGUGGGAGGCGUGGUUUGGAAAAUACCCUCAAUACAGGCUGUACCAUUAAGUCAAAAACUGUUAAGGCAGCCUUAAGUAGUCUAUUUUUAAGUAGUCUUAAUAAAAGCAAAUUAUUAAGUA
Messenger RNA from Anthonomus grandis grandis, 541 nucleotides. RefSeq lists its product as uncharacterized. The transcript has 3 exons. Bases 135 to 470 code for a protein of 111 amino acids. The record is from RefSeq and is a predicted model, not a curated record. NCBI's taxonomy places the organism in Eukaryota, Metazoa, Arthropoda, Insecta, Coleoptera, Curculionidae.